Molecule: messenger RNA, 4744 nt
Organism: Doryrhamphus excisus (bluestripe pipefish)
Lineage: Eukaryota; Metazoa; Chordata; Actinopteri; Syngnathiformes; Syngnathidae
Gene: runx1t1
Product: RUNX1 partner transcriptional co-repressor 1
Biological process (GO): negative regulation of DNA-templated transcription; DNA-templated transcription
Cellular component (GO): nucleus
Molecular function (GO): transcription corepressor activity
Source: RefSeq, a predicted model, not a curated record
CCCGACUGCUCCUCUGAUGGAUGAGUGGCAGCUUGCCAGUGAUGGGUCACAUUAUUAGGUACACCUGCCCAAUUCUAUAUCCCCUAUAUACAGGAUAUCCUGUAUGUCAUUCCGAAAAGAGUUUUUGUGUACGUGUGAGUUUUUUUUAUCUUCGCCGUCUCGGAAGAUGACGCCAUUCGCCGCCGUCGAUUCCAGCGUCGCAAUCUCGCUUUCCUAUUUUUCCGUCUCUUCUGCCGACGGAGACGACUCGAGCCAGGAUACCACACCGGGAGACGGGGCGGGGCCGUUUAAGGAUAAGACUGGUGAAGCGUGAGAAAGGUCAAGAUGGCCGCCGGGCUAACCCAGCGACUAAACGAGCUGAAAAAGCCAACAGGUUGUGUGUCGCACACAAUCGCGCACAAACAUCUUGACGGGCCGCAGGAACGAGGAUAGGCGUUGAGGAAACCUGUGUGUGUCCUGUGAUAAUGCUGCAGGAGAGCAGGAAACACACAAUGCCUGUUUUUGCUGCUGCGGAGGUUCCUGAACGUCACACACACACACACACACACACACACACACACACACACACACACAGGAUACCUGGCCUCGGGAAAGGGGAAGCAUGGUGUGUGUGAUACACGUGAACGCAGACAAACAGACUUCCUGCGUCUUCCCACCUACUGGGUGGACCACCUGUGUCACAGGCCGCCAUGUUGGGGAUCACCACACGGCGCCGAUGCCGACGAGGAGGCGGGGCUACGAGACGCAUGACAGCCGUAAACAUGUGUCACACAAAUGUGUUCAUUUUGUGUGUGUGUAGCUUUUUGUGCUAAUGCUAAUGCGUGUUUGAACACGCUUAUGUCCGAAUUAGCACGAGUUAGCAUGUUAGCAUCUUAAUGUAUUUGUCCAACUUAAUAGAUAACAUACAUCACAGACAAUGCAGUAACAUGAAGGAGCGCGGCGGGAGGAUGCUAACGUUAGCAUAGCUAUGAGAUGCUAAAGUGCUAAUAUUGGCUGUGUUGGAAACCGCAUACUGCCUACUACAUACUACUCCAUAUGCAUACUAUCCACACUCCAUACUGCGUACCCAAUCCAUCAAGACAGUAUACAAAGCUAUAUAAAAUAUAAUAUAUAUAUGAUAACCCACAAUGCAUUGCGCUCCUACGCCAGCCGAAAAAUCGACAGGCUGAAGCUAAUUUCACUUUAGCUCUAAACUCUUUAAAUACAUCACUUUAUUGAGAUUUUUUUUUAAAUCUGUCUCGAAAGUGGACGUUUAGAUCCCGAUUUUGCCAUUUAUUUGUCCAAAUAACAACCGUUUACAAUUUCCAUCAGGCGAAUUCGGCAAAAUUUAAGCUAGCUAGUGAGCAAACGCACUUCCGGUUAUUUUCACAAAAUAAAACACCCCAUAUUAAAAAAAACAUAGUGAUAAAUCACUGCUUUUACUUUGAAAACAAGAAGUGAACAACUCGCACUAUAUCUUGCUUGACAUCACCGUUUGGUCCAUGCUGCUGCUCGGUGUUCAAACAAAGUUUUUUUUAGCGGUGACGUCACGUCACGUCGCGUUGAAUUCUGGGUAAUUUGCGUAUUCCAGUCAGUUUACGAUACAUACUCAACAUUUCUGGCGAAUGCAGUACUUCUCGGAUACUCCAAGAUGUCAUACUACCAGUGUAGACACACUACAUACUCAAAUAGUUAGAAUGAGUAGUAGGUAAGUAUGCUGUUUCGAACUCAGCCAUUGCAUUUUAACAAUAGCAUCAUGCUAGGUUAGCAUAUUUACCAAAAUACGUUGUAUGUAAAUGUUGGGAGGACAAACGGUAGCAUAGAGUGGACAUAUUAAAGAAUUAAUGUGUUUUUUUUAAGCUGUAGUACUCAAGUAAAAGUAAAAUUAAGUUAAUUUGGAGUUGAUAUUUUGGAAGAUUACAUUCGGGAAAAAGUCAUACUAUUAUGGUAAUAGAGUUACAAUGGCGGUCUCCAUUAAGUAUCCACGUGACUCUUGGUACUCUGGUAUCGAUACGACGAUCAACCACUCAGAUGAUGACGAUGAUGAUGAUGAUACCCCCCCUUCUCCUGCUUGGUGGCACGUUGGCCCCGCCCACCGCCACCUGGCUGCGCUGCUGUCUUCCGAGUCGAGGCAGAGAGCCGCUGCUGCUCCUCGGCGCGCCAUCGGAGACCCGAGGCGGAGUGUUGGCGUCUUGCAGGAAAGAGAGAGAGAGAGCGAUAGAGAGAGAGAGAGCGAGUAUUUGUGCUUUUGCACGACGCUUUUUAAGGAUUAGUCGCCCCGUACAUCGGACGGAUGGGAAGAAAAGACCGGCAUCAAACCUUUUAGGGCAGACUUCCCGCGUCUUGUCAUCUUUAAAGUGGGCUCCUUCGUGCUUCCGCCUUCCGUAUUUUGUUGGACUUUUGGAGUAAAAACACCCGUCCGCACCCGGUCCUCCGGUGCUGCGAGGUUGGACCCCAGCGAGCCUCCUCCUCCUCCCCUGCAUCCCAGCACCGUGUGCCGCAUGGUGGGAAUCUCCGAGUCCUUUCGCUGUCGCACCGGGAAGCGCUCCACCAUGCCCGACUCACCUGCGGACGUCAAGACACAGUCCAGGUUGACCCCUCCCACCAUGCCGCCCCCACCCAGCACCCAAGGAGGCCCCCGCAACAGCUCCUACACCCCCACCACCUUGACCAACGGCAGCAGCCAUUCGCCCACCGCCCUCAACGGAGCGCCGUCGCCGCCCAACGGCUACAGCAACGGGCCCAGCUCCUCGUCGUCGUCCUCGCUGGCCAACCAGCAGCUGCCGCCGGCGUGCGGCGCCCGCCAGCUCAGUAAGCUCAAACGCUUUCUCACCACUCUGCAGCAGUUCGGCAACGACAUCUCGCCGGAAAUCGGCGAGCGGGUCCGCACGCUGGUGUUGGGAUUGGUGAAUUCCACGCUAACCAUCGAGGAGUUCCACUCCAAGCUCCAAGAAGCCACCAACUUCCCCCUGCGACCUUUCGUCAUCCCGUUCCUGAAGGCCAACCUGCCCCUCCUGCAGAGGGAGCUCCUCCACUGCGCCAGGCUGGCCAAGCAGAACCCCGCCCAGUACCUGGCCCAGCACGAGCAGCUGCUGCUGGACACCAGCACCACGUCGCCGGUGGACUCCUCCGAGCUGCUGCUGGAUGUCAACGAGAACGGCAAGCGGCGGACGCCCGACAGAACCAAAGAGAACGGCUUCGACCGCGACGCCGCCGCCGCCCUGCACCCAGACGUCCACCCGGGCAAGCGACCCUGCACCGUCAGCCCCGCCCAGCGCUUCAGCCCGUCCAACGGCAUCUCCUACCAGCCCAACGGCCUGCCCCACCCGGGCCCGCUGCCCCCCCAGCACUACCGGCUGGACGACAUGGCCAUCGCCCACCACUACCGCGACACCUACCGCCACCCGCCGUCCAAUCACAGGGAGAUCCGUGAGAGAGCCCGCCCCAUCGGUAUCCACGCGGGGGGCCGGCAGGAGGAGGUGAUAGACCACCGGCUGACGGACAGAGAGUGGGCCGAGGAGUGGAAGCACCUUGACCAUGUAAGAAAACUGCUCAACUGCAUCAUGGACAUGGUGGAGAAGACGCGGCGCUCGCUGACGGUGCUGCGGCGAUGCCAGGAGGCCGACCGCGAGGAGCUCAACUACUGGAUCCGCCGCUACAGCGACGCUGAGGAGCUGAAGAAAGGUGCCAACGCUGUUGGCGGCGGUGGCGGCGGCGGCGGGCAGUCGAGGCAGCAAAGCCCGGCCGCGCAGGACAACACUACAUCAGACAUUCACAGGGAGCUUCUGCAUCGGCCCGUUUCUGGUUACGUCCCUGAAGAAAUCUGGAAGAAAGCUGGUGCGGGCGGACUGACUUCCUGUGUCUCCGCCCUCUUUCCAGAGGAGGCGGUGAACGAGGUGAAGCGGCAGGCCAUGUCGGAGCUGCAGAAGGCCGUGUCGGAGGCCGAGCGCAAAGCCCACGAGAUGAUCAGCAGCGAGCGCGCCAAGAUGGAGCGCACGGUCGCCGAGGCCAAGCGGCAGGCGGCCGAGGACGCCCUGUCAAUCAUCAACCAGCAGGAGGAUUCCAGCGAGAGCUGCUGGAAUUGCGGCCGCAAAGCGAGCGAGACGUGCAGCGGCUGCAACACGGCGCGUUACUGCGGCUCCUUCUGCCAGCACAAGGACUGGGAGAAGCACCACCAUGUGUGCGGCCAGACCCUCCAGACCCUGCAGGCCCCCCAGCAGCAGGGCGGCGCCCCGGGACCGGACACCCCGGCUCCGGUCAGCUCCUCCGCCUGCACCCCCAGCAGCUGUGCCGGGAGCCCGGCGGCGACCCCGCCCGCCGCGACCACACGCUCGUCCACCCCCGGGACCCCGUCGUCGUCGUCGUUGGCGCCGGACGGGCCGCCGCGCUAGGACGGCGACGGAGUCGUCUCGCACACUUGCAAGUAUGCUAAGCUAACGCGGCUAACAGAAGAAAAAAAAUUUUUUUGUUUCUCUUGGGUCCAUAAUCGAGUCAUAUUGACUUUAAACAAAGAUGCUCUUUGGUCUUUCCCGACCAGUCACUAUAUGUAAAUAGUCACUUCUUCUUCGUCCUUUUGUGCUCGUCCUCGUUCUUGUUGAUACCGUCGUCAGUCCAGCGUAUUUUCUUGUAAAUAUUAAGAAGACAACCCCCCCGGACCGCCCACCCCCGCAGCCCCCAACCCCCAUCUGAGCCAAACUUUGCUCCCGUUUCAUCAUCCUACUUUCUGAUGUUCACAUCCAGCCUGGCUUUGAUUGGAUUUUUACGG